AUGAAGAUGAAUGGCGUUUCAGAUGACGGUUCGGAAUGUCACUUCCGGUACCGCCAUCUCGAUGAUGUUAUUGAGAGUGAUCAGACUCAUCAGAAGCGGGCGAUAUUGGAGGCCCCGCUCCGCUACGAUCACCUCGAAAAAGAACAGAGGGAAACAGUAGGAAAGUUGUUGAUGGGUGGUCUGCCUGUGGCUGACAUCCCCAAACUCUCUCCGAAAACUGUCAGGCUUUACGUCAGUUCCGCCGGAUAUGAUACGGAGGCUGAGAGGACAGCGUUCAUGCUGCACGUGUAUCCUGAUCUGCGCGAAUAUUGCCGAGAUCAGUAUGGUGUCGACUUCCAGGCUGUUGACCUGAAGUGGGGAGCUAACACAGAAGGUAUGGUUCCCAUGCCAACUGAAAAUAUCUGUCUUCGUGAAAUUCGUCAUUGCCGGCAAACCUCCAUGGGACCAGUCUUCUUGGGGUUGGUUGGUCAAAAGCACAGACGUUAUCUUCCUCCUGAAGAGAUACCCGGGUCAGAGUUCGAGAGAAUCUACGAGGCUUUGGUCAACAACGGCCAUGACGUCACUCUGUUGGAGACGUACUACAGAGAGGAUAGAAACGUCACACCAGUAUUACGUCGUUUAACCGACCCUGUCGACGUCAUGGGAUGUACCAUCCCUGCCAGCGCCGACACUUUGGCUAGGUUACAACAUUUACUAACGACCGGGGCAGAUCUGUGUCUUAAGGAAAAAUCAAUCAACGAGACAGCCUAUCAGAAAUACCAAGCUUCAGAUUUACACAUGGAAGGGCUUUACGAACUGUCAUCUGAAUGCAGAGCAGAUAAAAGCUUGAUUUAUAUUAGGAAUUUCAGCAAUACGGACAAGAUAAUGAAAGACACUGCCAAUAGCGAAUACAUAGAUAUUGAUCCGAUCACCAAUGAAGUUGAUACUGCAAGUGUACAGGAACUUGAUGACCUCAAAUCAACAUUGAAAUAUCUUCUUCCUAGUGCUAAUAUUACUGAAACUGAAAUCGAAUGGACAGGAAAUGGUUUGAAAAAUCCAAAACGGGAGCAAUAUCUGCAAACUUUAUCUAGAAAAAUGUUCACCUCUGUGAAAACGCUAGUCGACAGAGCAAUGGAGAAACGGGACCCUUUAGUAGAAGAUGAACUUUACAACGAAGUGUUACAACACUAUAAUAUUGCAACUAAAAUGUGUCCUAACUUUCAUGGUCGCACGGAUAUCCUAGCUGCCGUCAAAGAGUAUUUGCUGUCGGAAACAGACCAGCCUUUAAUCAUCACCGGCGAAGCUGGGAGUGGAAAGUCAUCAGUCAUGGCAAAAAUCGCCUUAGACAUCAACGUUGCGAUACAGAACAACGAUCUAGCUAUGAGAACAUCCAUCAUCUGUAGAUUUUUAGGGAAAACUCAGAAGACGCUGUCAGCUCAGCAGUUGUUAUUCUCUGUGUGUCACCAACUUGCUUUCGCCAUGGGGAAAUAUCGUCAUGAAGUCCCUAGUGAUUAUAAGACGUUAAAGCUCUAUUUUAUUGAUCUACUUCAACGUGGCGAGUUUGGGGGUAUGAUCAUUAUUCUGUUAGAUUCGUUGGACGUUUUGUCUACAUGUGAUAAUGGACACAAACUGGAAUGGCUCCCUUCUCGUGUAGCAGCCAACAUUAAAAUUGUUGUCACCACAAGUAUGGAAAGCAAGGACACCUUACAACGUUUAACAAAUAAAUGUCCCACAAAUAUCUACGAACUAACACCAUUCAGUUCCACGGACUGUGAGGAUAUCGUCAAACUCCUGAUGAAUGCCCGCGAACUCGCAGUGACGUACGACCAAUGGAAAACAAUAAAGGAUGCCUUUAAAGAGUCUACACUGCCAUUGUAUGUCACAUUGGUCUCCAGUGAGGUUUGUCGAUGGAGGUCGUUCGAUGACCCAAAUAACACACUCUUGGGAUCUUGUGUCGAGGAGAUCGUGGAGUCCAUGUUAGAUCGACUGGAGCAGAAGCAUGGUCUAACUCUUGUAUCCACAGUGUUAGGCUAUAUCACGGCUUCGAAGGCAGGACUUAGUGAGAACGAACUUCUCGAUAUACUUUCAGUCGACGAUGUGCUCUUAAGUAAUUUAUACGUAGAAUGGCACCCACCUAUUAGACGAUUCCUUCCGAGGCUAUUCAGUGUCAUCAAACACGAACUAGACGGCUAUAUCGAAGAACGAGAGAUGGAUGGCAUUUUAGUCAUGUUUUGGAAAUGUCCCUUAUUUUCAUGUGUGGCAGAAAACCGCUAUCUCAGCGACGAGAAAUUCUCAAAGCAGCUUCAUUCAAACAUUGCUGAUUACUACAUGGGGAAGUGGAGUGGAGCAAGGAAAAAACCAUUCCACUAUCCAUCGGUGAUCUUGACGAAACGGAAUAUUGCCAACUCCGAGAGUGAAGCGUGUCGAUUACUCCCAAAGCAACCUCACUUAUUUGGGACGUCAGAAGUGGAUGAACGAUACAAUCAUCGUAAGAUGACACAGCUUCCAUACAGUUUAAUGAAGAGCGAACGAUAUGACGACCUUCGCGAACAAACUUUCUGCAACUUCGAUCAUUUGUAUUACCGCAUCAAGUCAUCUUCGUUGCAACAGCUGUUGACAGACAUCGACAUGUUUGAGGACAGACAGACAGCGUUGGUUGGUGAUGCUCUAAGAAUGUCAGGAUCAGCCCUGGAGAUGGAUUUAAACGCGUUAGGAGUUGAGUUAAGUGGACGACUGAUUCCACACAUCAAGACCUAUCCGUACAUCAAACAGCUUAUACGUCAAUGCGACCUUGCAGAACAGAGGUUAUGUCCAUUGGUGCCCAAAUGUCAGAUAUACAGUGCCCCGGGUGGUCCGCUGCAGUACGAAUGCGACGUAGGCGGAAACGUGUAUUGUCCAGUAGAUAUCGAUGUAUUCUCAAGCGAGGAUGGCAUUCUGUUGACGGCGAAACCUUAUUACAGCUCAAGGGUUAGGGUGUGGGAAUUAUCGCGAGGUGAUCCACGCCCAGACAUGAUGAUGCCAGUAGGAGAAAUUCACCCAACAAGAAACGGCAAAUACCUGAACGUUUUCCAAAACGAUCGCUCAGUCAAAAUCUUUAAGUCAGACUGUGGGGAAUUGCACGGAAAAGUUGAAUAUGGACUUGGUACCAUGUCUGACCUGGAAGUGUCCAACAAGUAUCUGGUGUUUGCAAUAGAAAAAGGAGCAGGUCCAUACGUCAUUGAUCUGACAAGGUGCGUCCUUCUGCACAAGUUCAGCUUCCAUACGCACGCGGUUGCAAUCAAUCCUAAUGAUACUCAUUUAACAUUUAACUCCGGGAGAACGUUGAUACUGUAUGAAUUACCUCUUAUGGAGAGACGAUGCGUGGCACAAACAAGUGACGUCCCACAGGAUAUUAUCUUUAUCAGUAAGUCUCUCACAUGUUUUGUCCUCACCCGGAGCAAGAUGGUUGAAUCUGUAUUCUUUGAUAUUUUCAAUAGGAAAUACAAAACUAACUGUAUUCUUACGGAUCUUGAGACAAAAGAGUGCAUUCUUUCACACACCGAGAAAUACUUACUGGUGCGAUCUGCAAAAUGCUUGCACCAAGUGAAUGUUGAUACGGAGAAGAUCAUCAGAAAGUAUCAACAACUCCCAAACGGAAUAUUUGUUGAUCCAUUGUCUCAAUACACUGGAGCUGGAUUUACACCUGAUGAUGAACUUAUAGUGGCAUCACGUUACACGUAUCUUGCAGUUUGGUGCGCCCAUAAUGGCGAGCCACUUCGUGUUCUUCAGGCGUCUGUGUCUCCCAUCACAAAGAUGUUCACAUCAGAAGCGGUGAACAAGUGCGUCAGUCUUCUGGAAGAUAAUUCGUUUCAGGUUUGGAAUUUAGACAACUUAGAUUCAGACAUUCUCCAUUCCAACGAGGUUUUUCCAGGCCCUGUGAUAGGUUUAGCCGUCUCAUCUGAAUCUGGACAGGUAGUGGCAUAUGAAAGUCGAGUGCCUGAGGCGAAGGUGAUGAGCAUGGACGACGGUCGAGUAACAGAUAUUAUUCAACAUAGUCUAGAAUCAGAAGACCAAAUCAAAGAAGUAUCAUUUUCACCAAACGGUCGGUACAUACUCACCCGUGCAUAUCGAACACCAGACCAAGAUGAUGACAAUGCUGAGUGGAAGACUUUAAGAGAUGACAUUCUCUGGGACAUGGCAGCCAACAGGAAGGUAUAUCACCUUCAGAAUAAUAGGUUUGUAGUUUUCAGUAAGAACAGCCAGCUAUGUUUGAUGACCGCUUGUCACAAAUAUUCACAAUUCGACUGGACAGAAAACGUCUACAACCUUGUCCUUCUUCAACCAGACUCGGGCAGCAGUGCAUCUCUUGACUUUCCAAAAAACACGGAAUUUGUUUCUGAUCCAAAAAUUCUAACCACAGAUAUGACCAACUAUUUCAUGUGUGUCGUGCAGACCUGUAUGAAGAAAGAGAGUCCGGAAUCUUUUAUGGAGUCGGUUCGCUGGCAUGAAAUACGCCUUCUUGUCAGAGAUCUCUCAAAUGAUGGGAAUGAGUGUAUAUUCCUAAGAGUUCAGAAUGCUUUACCGGACGCAAACGAAACAUCACAGUUUCUUGACGCUUUUCCCGUUGAGAAUGACAAUGUCUUUCUCAUUUAUGGAAAUAAUGUGGAGAGCUACACGUUCGACGCCACGUUGGGUAUUGUCAGACCACAGACCAUUGAAAAGGGAGCAUUGCUAUACAACGUUGAGAAAGAGGUUUGUCUCAAACAUAUUCCAUCUUUCCUUGAACCAACCACCGACAUUAACCACAUACAAUUUUCUUCCAAGUUUAGCGUUGUUCUCGAUGAUAAGACGAACGUUUACAGCGGGAGUAAUUACAUGACAAAAUGUCGGUCAGAAACGGAGUUCGCUCCAAACACUGCACGCUUGGCAUUGGAUGGAAGAUAUGUUGUUGGACUUUCAUCCAAUUACAGGGAAGUUAUUGUGACACGUUCUUAUGAUGGGUUUUUGAAAGGUCACAUGUUCGUGCAUGGACGGGCAACUUGUUUAACUGUAGGUGCUGAUGAUACAACAGUGGUUGUUGGGUGUGAGGAUGGGCGAAUUUUGGUCCUUUGUCUUAUCUUAGAACUUUCUGACCCAGUUAAAGAUUUGAUUGAACGCUUUCCUAGUCGACAACACGUACCAGAUUCGAGCAGAUCUUGCGAAAAGCAUCUCAUUAAAGAGGAUAUCCGACGGAUGACGUGUAAGACUCCGGACCUGGUGAGAUUGUCAGCACGCAUACAGAGCGCCAGGACAGAGAACAGACGACCUCCUUCACGGCAAAUGAUAUCCACCGCGGUGAGGUUAACGAGGCAAACUAGUCAAGCGAGGUCUGAAGCCUGUGUCCUUCAGUAG
This is a messenger RNA of Ylistrum balloti, 5349 nucleotides long. Its product is annotated as NACHT and WD repeat domain-containing protein 2-like. The record is from RefSeq and is a predicted model, not a curated record. The transcript has 7 exons. The coding region runs from base 1 to 5349 and encodes 1782 amino acids. Gene Ontology annotation, molecular function: protein binding. NCBI's taxonomy places the organism in Eukaryota, Metazoa, Mollusca, Bivalvia, Pectinida, Pectinidae.